AUGGAGUCUUCCUCCCGGAGUAGUGCUGCCAACGGACUGUGGAACAGCCCCAGACCCCAGUGCAGUAAGGAGGCCCAGGACCUGCUGAGAGUUAUCAAAGAAGAAUCAAGGCUCACGAAUCUUAAAAGAAAAGAAGUCGUCAGAUCCUCAGAAGAUGAAGCAGCUUUGCCUCGAGCCGUCGUUAGUACAGAGUUUGUACAGAGGCCGCCAUCACUGAGGCCUCUGAGACGCAGCGCUGAAUCCUGCCAGUCCGGGAACAGCUACGAGAGAGAAAUGUUCCGCCCUGGUCCCGCGCGAGACUUGGAGAAAGAAAAGAGGAGACUUCAGAGCAUAUUUGCAACAGGAAAAGAAGAGUCCCGAGUGCCUAAAAAACCUCCUGCAUCCAGCCAGCCCGAGGCGUCGGAGGAGAGGGAUCGAUAUCAGGAAAUUAUGAUGGAAAUAGAAGAAAGGAAGCAGUUUCUGGCAGAUAUGGCGGCUCUGGGUCAGGAGAGGGAGUACACCAUCAUUAUAAACACGCAGAUAUCACAGAGAAUUCGGGAACUGGAGCAGUUAAAACGAAAGAAAGAUCCCGAGUAG
Molecule: messenger RNA, 576 nt
Organism: Menidia menidia (Atlantic silverside)
Lineage: Eukaryota; Metazoa; Chordata; Actinopteri; Atheriniformes; Atherinopsidae
Source: the annotation of a GenBank genome assembly